This is a messenger RNA of Corylus avellana, 420 nucleotides long. Its product is annotated as stigma-specific STIG1-like protein 1. The record is from RefSeq and is a predicted model, not a curated record. Lineage: Eukaryota; Viridiplantae; Streptophyta; Magnoliopsida; Fagales; Betulaceae.
AUGAAGUUGCUCUAUCUUUUCUUUUUUCUGUCAGCAGCUGCAAUAUACAUUGUUGCAGCUUUGGAUUUAGAUGAUUAUAACGACGACAUGGCCUCCAUGCAAAGGCAAGUCACUCCUUUACGAGGGGUGAGCCGCUUUCUUGCACUGCAGAACCUGGCAGCCAACAUGAGUUGCAAUAAGUUUCCCCAGAUUUGUCGCCGGAAGAGCAGCCCCGGGCCAGACUGCUGCAGAAAGAAAUGUGUCAAUGUGAAGGCUGAUCGCUUGAACUGUGGUAUGUGUGGAUACAAGUGCAAGUACACUGAAGUUUGUUGCAAUGGAAAAUGUGUUAACUCUUCGUUUGACAGAGGCCAUUGUGGUGGGUGCAAGAAAAGGUGCAAGAAGGGGGAGUUUUGUGUUUCUGGGAUGUGCAAUUAUGCAUGA